UCAAAUUACAAUUUCUCACCAAAUUUUCAAAGAAAUAUCAAGUAUGAACCCAAAUGAGGCACCCCCUUCUCAAAUUGAGACAGUCGAGCCCUCAUCUCAGACUGAGGCACCCCCUUUGUCUAAAGACGACGAAACCCCAUCUAAAGAUAAGGCACCCCCUUUGUCUCAAGACGACGAAACCCCAUCUAAAGAUGAUGAUGAGGCACCCCCUUUGUCUAAAGACGGCGAAACCCCAUCUACAGACAAACCUCCCAUAGCUCAUCAAAUGUCAUACACUGAUCAUAUUAUGUCACGCCGUGAAGAAAAAGGAGUUGCCUAUGCAGCUUUAUUUGCUCUGUGCUGCUGCUUUUGCUGUUAUGGAGCCUGUGAAUGCUGCCUCAGUAUCUUCUGUUGUUGCUGUUAAACAGAAGCUCGAAACUUUGUACUUCCUCCGUUUAUAUUUACUUUGAACAUUCUAAUAACACACGUAGUUUAAGGUGGGAAAUAUUUAGAGAACGUUAACAUAAACAAAUCAAUUAAAAUAACUUAAACACCGGUAAAGGGAGAAAAAUAGGAUUGUUAAAGUAUAAUUUAUGUUGAGUUGUUCGUUUACCUUUUCUAAUCUCUUAUUUUAACUACGUGUCAAAAUAUGUUUCAAGAAUAAAUGUAAACGGAGGAAGUAUGUGUAUAAACUGAAUUGUAUAUCACUCUACUCAAAGUCGAAGGAUUUGUAUGUAUUUGGAUCAAGAGUGGUUUGUAUCAUACUUAUGCCAUGUUUGUAUUCAUCAUCAAAAGAAUUGUAUUUUUUUUUUUUUUUUUUUGAAAGAAAAAGAAUUGUAUUUUUGAAAGUUCAUCUAUGUAAUUAUGUAAAUGAUUGGAUAUUUUUUUAACAAGUACUACAAAAUCAAGUGGUUUAAGUUUCCUAAA
This is a messenger RNA of Chenopodium quinoa (quinoa), 906 nucleotides long. Its product is annotated as circumsporozoite protein-like. The transcript is spliced from 2 exons. The record is from RefSeq and is a predicted model, not a curated record. NCBI's taxonomy places the organism in Eukaryota, Viridiplantae, Streptophyta, Magnoliopsida, Caryophyllales, Amaranthaceae. Bases 44 to 403 code for a protein of 119 amino acids.